AAUCGUUAUCGCAUGCGCAAUUCCCAGUGCUACGUCGCUACGCCGCAUACAGUCGCAUCUGAAUACCGUCUAUCCCUCCGUCUUUUCACUCAAAUCUCAUAUAUUUCAAGAUGAGCGGUAUACCUGGAGCCGGAGCCGGCGCCCCUGCAGGGCAGAGCCAAUAUGACCCGAACGAUCCCAAUGUCAAAAGGUUGAACGCGAUGAUGGAGUCCUGCUUUGGCAAAGCCGCAGUCUCGGGUGUGAUGGGGUUUGGUAUGGGUGGUCUCUUUGGAAUGUUCAUGGCAUCUAUGUCCUACGACACACCCUUCCACACCCCCGGCGCCCCAGGCUCCUCGCCGACCCCGAUAACCUCACUCCCGCUCCGCCAGCAGCUGAAAGUCGGCUUUAAGGACAUGGGAUCGAGGUCGUACAGCACAGCCAAGAACUUCGGGCUCGUCGGCCUGAUGUUCGCAGGUAUCGAAUGUGGCAUCGAGGGAUACCGCGCCAAGAACGAUUUGUUCAACGGGACGGCUGCCGGUUGUCUGACGGGCGGCAUCCUAGCGAGGAGCGGCGGCCCGACUGCAGUUGCGGGAGGAUGUGCGGCGUUCGCAGCGUUUAGUGCAGCAAUCGAUAGCUGGUUGCGGCAGCCAAAAGACGACGAGUAAGGGGUAGUACGGGAACACGGAUCCAGAACAUAAGAGCGCGGGUGUACGAUUACGAACAUGGUCCUUUCGGCAAGGAAAGGACCUAAAAUGAUGUUGGGUCACGGAUUGCAUAGCACGACGGCGUUACGGUUGCGCGGAUCUGUAGAAGGGGGCAAAUUCUCCACUUAGGAUCUUGAGCUUUGAACUGGAAACUGGGCAUCAUGAGAGAUUUCACAAAUGCUACUACUAAAAUACGAGCCAAAAGCCAGUUACGAUAAAGUAAUGUAAAUAUUCAGCUAGUACUACCUAAUUGCCUGUGCCAUCCUUAUUAUGACUAAUGGUAAGUGGGGACAAAAACAAGUUUGCCGUCCGGGUGGACUCUCUAUAUUAUAGUGUUUACGAAAGGGGUAAUCUACCA
Messenger RNA from Annulohypoxylon truncatum, 1041 nucleotides. Its product is annotated as mitochondrial import inner membrane translocase, subunit Tim17/22. Lineage: Eukaryota; Fungi; Ascomycota; Sordariomycetes; Xylariales; Hypoxylaceae. Gene Ontology annotation, molecular function: transmembrane protein transporter activity. Bases 111 to 644 code for a protein of 177 amino acids. Gene Ontology annotation, cellular component: TIM22 mitochondrial import inner membrane insertion complex. The record is from RefSeq and is a predicted model, not a curated record. Gene Ontology annotation, biological process: protein insertion into mitochondrial inner membrane. The transcript has 3 exons.